UGGCACAGAUAUUCCGAGAUACUUUCGGAUCCAAGCUGCUCACCGAUCCUCUCGACACUCAUCCGCUCGUUGAGGAUCAGCCGUUGCCAUCACCAUAUGCUCUCCGGCAUAAAAUUAUAAUUAAAGCAAAAAAAUCGAAGCCUCCAAGGAUUCAGCGGAAAAAUCAGCUCUCAGAAGAAGCGUCCGGUAGUCUUGCAUCGGAAGGUUCGUUUGACAACCUUCCUCAAUUAGCUCCUGAUCGAAAACCGAGUAUUCCUCCCCUCAAAGCGAGCGAGCUAGCUCUACUGGCAGACGAAGUAGUAGAGCGACAGCUGUGCCCAGAGAAAGAAGAGCAUUCGACAAGUGAUCUCUCAAGGAUUGUCAACUAUCUUACAGCAGAUAAGGUGCCUCACACAUGGAAUGUGAUCGGCGUCUUUUUCCACAUGUGUUCGUUGAGCGAAGACGCUUCGAUCAAAAUUUAUAAGGAUACGGCACAACGGCAGGCUAACAACCUCAUCAAAACAUGCUUCAAAGAGGUUAGUUCGUGUGUUUCCAGCAAACAUGCGAAUCACCUCGGACAACUACCUUCCCUAUGUAAGUGA
Molecule: messenger RNA, 581 nt
Organism: Cooperia oncophora
Lineage: Eukaryota; Metazoa; Nematoda; Chromadorea; Rhabditida; Trichostrongylidae
Source: the annotation of a GenBank genome assembly